UUCCACCCUGACCAGUACUGUACUCUGUGCACUUUCACAGCUGCAAUUGGCAGCAAGAGGAGGAAGUAAAAGGCACUGAGUUCGAACAGGAAGGAGAGGGGCAUUGCCUGAAAAUGGGGCUGUUAAAGGCAUUUAUCCCGAUCUGCCUCUUGUCGUACGCUGUCUCUAGCCUUCCACAGUUUUCUUUCGAGGAGAUAAGAUAUUUCAAGGAAUGGAUGAUAACGCACAAAAAAAACUAUGGCCCAGAAGAGUAUGAGCACAGGCUCCAGACUUUCAUUCAAAACAAGAGAAAGAUUGAUGCUCAUAACAGAGGUCGACACUCCUUUCAAAUGGGACUCAACCAGUUUUCUGAUUUGACCUUCAGUGAAUUUCAGUCACUGUAUUUGAUGCAAAAACCACAGAACUGUUCAGCAACACAAGGGAACCAUUACAGGAGUGCAGAUAUACUGCCUGAGAAUGUAGACUGGAGAAAAAGAGGAAAUUACAUCACUCCUGUGAAGAAUCAGGGUGGCUGUGGAAGCUGCUGGACCUUUUCCACCACUGGAUGUUUAGAAUCUGUGAUUGCAAUAAAAUCAGGAAAACUUGUCUCACUGGCAGAACAACAACUUGUGGACUGUGCACAGAAUUUUAAAAACCAUGGAUGUGCAGGGGGACUGCCAAGUCAAGCCUUUGAAUAUAUUAAGUACAACAAUGGACUGGAAACGGAGCAAGAUUACCCUUAUGAAGGAAAGGAUGGAACUUGUAGAUUCGAGCGGAGCAAAGCUGCUGCAUUUGUCAAGGAUGUAGUCAAUAUCACUCAGUAUGAUGAAGAUGGCAUGGUGGAUGCUGUGGCAAGACUGAACCCAGUCAGUUUUGCUUUUCAAGUGACUGAUGACUUUUUACUUUACACAGAAGGUGUCUAUUCCAACCCAAACUGUAGUUCUACACCGGAUAAAGUGAAUCAUGCUGUGCUAGCUGUGGGCUAUGGAGUGUCCAAAGGGACAAAGUACUGGAUUGUGAAGAAUUCCUGGGGUACUUCCUGGGGAAUUGAUGGAUAUUUCUACAUUGAACGAGGAAAGAACAUGUGUGGCUUGGCAGCAUGUGCUUCCUACCCCAUCCCCUUGUUUUGAGGUGUCAGAGAUGCUCAGGUGCAAUGGAAUCCCCUUCGGAUGAGAUAUUACUAAAUAGCUUGGCUGAAGUCCUACAAGGGGAAAUAUUUACAUUGUUGAUUACUACUUAAAAAUAUCUAUUUUCCAAACUGCUUCUUAAUCCAAAUUGCACUGAGAUUUAAUAAUACUGACUAUACUUCUUUUUUAUUUCUCCAAGCAUAAAAUUAUUUCUAAUGACCAAUUUUAAAAGCUCAUUACAUUAAUUCCAUUCAAAUUAGUGCCAAAUUUCAGCUUGAAGUAAAUGUAGCAUUUAUAAAAAGGAUCACUUCUGUGGCAAAUGAAUGAAUUUUUCAAAUAAGUGCUGACUAGAUUCCUGAAUGAGUGAUUAAAAACCUAUGAUUGAUACUCAAAUUGAUCAUUUUAGCUAGAGUUUGAGAUUAAGAUAUUUUUGCCAAUGAGCUUUAAACAGCUAUCUGAAUUCAGUGGCAAAACUUCAGCCUUAAUUUAAAAAUCUCAAUGCUGCAAAUCUGAAACAAAUGCAAAGUAUGCUUAAACCACAGUGAAAUCUCACCAAUAUCAAAAAAGAGCCAAGAUAGCUUGAAGUUCCAGAUUCAGACCUGUCAUCGUGACUGGAAAAGAGAAAACAAGACCUCGGUGUCUCUCUGUCUCUGACAAUAAACAUAAUUCUAAAUAAUUCUAAAUCACACAAAUUUCUCUCCAUCCUCCCUGAAUAGGGACCAUGUCACAAAAGAGAGACAGACAGUCAAAGUGAACAUCGUUUUCCACAUCCAACCAGGACCUGUGGAUAAGCAUCUUGGCCAUCUUAAGAUACAGGCCUUUUGUCAGAUUCCAAUGCUUGGUUUUUCUGAAGCUGCUGCUUUUAUUUUAAUGCCAGUAACUGCAAUGGAGAAACUUAGUGCAGUCACAAUGUCACUGUGAAUUGUAAAUGGUAAUCACAAUCUACAGCCUUGUGGCCCAGCAUAUACACUGCUCUACCAUUACCAUCAGGCCAGACUCAAUGAGGAAAGCAUGCCAGGAGCAGCACCAGACAUACCUAAAUAUGAGAUGUCAACCCAUUGAAGUGACAACACAGAACUGUUUGUGUGCUAAACAGCAGAAUCAACAUAGAGAUGUACAGCAUGGAAACAGACCCUUCGGUCCAACCCGUCCAUGCCAACCAGAUAUCCCAACCCAAUCUAGCCCCACCUGCUAGCACCUGGCCCAUAUCCCCCAAACCCUUCCUAUAAGCGACUCCAUAACCAACAGACCAAAUCUUAAGUCUGCAGUCCUGCCACAUCAUGAAUAGCAGUGGACAAUUAGACAACUAAGAGGUAGAAGGUCUGCACAAAUAUCCUCACCCUCAAUGCUUGGGGGAGCCUAGCACGUCAGUUCAAAAAGCAAAAUUGAUGCAUUUGCAUUCAAUUUCAGCCAAAGUACUGAACAGAUGAUCCAGCUCAGCCUUCUCCUGGACUUCCCCAACAUCACAGAAACCACUCCUCAACCAAUUCACUCCACUCCAUGUGAUAUUAGAAAACAGCUGAGGGCACAGAAUAUUGCUAAGUCUUUGAACGGGGAUAACAGUUUAGUAAAAAUAUUAAGGACUUGUAUUCCAGAUAUAGUCAUGCCCCAGCUGAGCUGUUCCAGCACAGCUACAGCUCUGACAUUUACCUGGCAAUGUGGAAUGUGUAUGACCUGUAUACAAAAAGCAGGACAGAUCUAAUCUAGCCACUUAGCAUUCUGAGUCUACUCUCAAUCGAGAGCAAAUUGAUGAAAGGAGCUGUUGACGGUGCUGUCAAGUGGGAAUUUGUUCAGUGAUAACUUGAACAUGAACACUCUGUUCUAGUUCCACUAAGUUUACGUUGGCUUUGGUCCAAACCUGUCCAAAAGAGCUGAACUCCAAAGGUGAGGUGAGAGCAACUGCUCCUGACAUCAAGGCAAUAUUUGACUGAGUGUAGCACCAAGGAACCCUAAUAAAACUCAUGUCAAUGGGAUUCUAAGGGGAAAAAAAAAUUCUCCAAUGAUUGGAGUUACACCUAACAGAAAGGACAAGUUUCGCUCCGUCAUUAAAUCACAAGUUAGAAUAGUUGUGGAUGACAGCACAAUGUUCAGUACCAUUCAGACACUGAAGCAGCUUGUGUUCAUAUUGCAAGAUUUGCACAACAUCCAGCUUGGACUGAUGAGCAGCAAGUAACAUCAUACCACACAAGCAAUGACUCUCGCCAACAACUGAGAGAAUGUAACCAUCACCCCCUAAUGUUCUAUGGCAGUUCAAUCUUUGAAUCCACCACUAUUGACUUCAUAGAGGUUACCAAUAAUUUACUGGAUUAGCCAUAAAAUAUGAAGUCUAUAGCAACUGACGAGAGACCAGGAAUUCUGUGGCAUGUUGCUCACUUUGACUCCCCAAGGCCUUGUUCAUCUACAUGGUAUAAGUCAGGAAUGUCAUCAAAUACUCUCUUUGCCUGAACGGGUAUUGCUCUGACAACACUCAAGACAUUUGACACUAUCCUGGGCAAAGAUGACCACUUGAUUGGUACCAUAUCCAUAACUUUCCACAUUUACUCUCUUCACCACUGAAGCAUAGUGACAGCGGUGUGUACAAGAUGUGCUGCAGUAGCUCCUCAAGCAUUUUCUUUGAUAGCAUUUUCCAAAACUGUGACCUCAACCAUUGAGAAGGAUAAGGGCAGCAAAUGCAUGAGAACAACACAACUUGAAAAUUCCCCUCACAGCCAUUCUUCAUUCUGAUUCGGAACUACUUCAUAGUUUCUUCACUGUCGCUGGAUCUCCCUGGCUAAAGCACUGUGGAUGUGCCUCUGCAACAAAGGCCGUUUCCCAUCAGUUUCUUCAGGACAACUAGGAGUUGCCAAUAAAUGCUGGAUUAUCUAGGGUUACUCACAUAAGAAUGAUUUUUUUUAAUGGUGAAAAAUCACUUGAAGAAGAUUCUUGCUUUAUGUUGCAAUGUAAGUCAGGCUGGUAGGUUUUAUAGCUGCUGUACUUGGAACUGAAAUUGAUUUUACUCUUUGAUGGAGGCUGGAAUUGAAACCAAUCAGACUGGAUACUUUUACAUCUGGUGAAGGUUGGUUAUGUUAGUGACAUGAGUUGAAUGACUUUAGGCUGGAAAUGUAAAACCUGUGGUGCUUUCAUAUAAAUACUUAGGAUCAUAAGAAAAAGGCAGAGGCUACUCAGCCUCAAACCUGGCCUGUUAUUUCAAAUAGAACACAACCGAUCAACAAUUUAACUUUAUUUUACUUAGCUAGGUUCUGUAAUCUUUUAAUUACUCUACCUAACAAAAAUCCAUCAAACUUAGUUUUGAAAUUUUCAGUUGACAUCCAGCCUCACCAGCUUUUUGGGUGAUAGAAUUCCAGAUUUCUAACUCCACUUAAUGAUUAAACUCUUCUCGGUACUCUCUUCACAGAAGCUGAAUUAAUAUGUUGAGCAUUUGCUCAAGAAUUGUACAGAAUAUAAAUUCUGUUCUUGUAUUGCAUUUUUAUUUGGUUGUCUGUUAAGCUUUUCACAAAUGAAAUAAAGUUUCUGUCCUUUUGCCA
Hemiscyllium ocellatum (epaulette shark) is the source of this 4630-nucleotide messenger RNA. RefSeq names its product cathepsin H (gene ctsh). The coding region runs from base 114 to 1109 and encodes 331 amino acids. Gene Ontology annotation, molecular function: cysteine-type endopeptidase activity. The record is from RefSeq and is a predicted model, not a curated record. Gene Ontology annotation, cellular component: lysosome. The transcript has 12 exons. Gene Ontology annotation, biological process: immune response. Lineage: Eukaryota; Metazoa; Chordata; Chondrichthyes; Orectolobiformes; Hemiscylliidae.